AUGACGGCCACCUCAGGCGACCAUGUCUGGGCUAAAGCCCGACCUCCGCAGCUCCUCACGACGUUGGCGCAAGCUCGAGAAAAUGAGAAUGAGGGUUUCACUUUUCGAUGUCGAUUCCUGCAACUCCGGCGGCCAUUGACUUCAAUCCAAAUAUUGAUGUCAUUGGACAUCUCGGUUGCCUUUGGAAUGUCUUCGAACAUACAGUUGUCUUUGGACAUCCAGUUGUCUCCAGAUUGUCUUCGGAAAACUUGGUUGCCUUCGGAUGAGUCCACAUGCUUAACAGGAUAUUCUUCGCCACCUUGCUCAUGUUAUCUUCACAAGGUUGGCCAGGAUCCGCAACCACUUGCCCGACUUGUCUACAUAGGUGGUUGGCUAGUUUCCCCUUCCCCGGUUGCCUUCGGAUUUAAUAAUAUUUCCAUAUACCCCUUAGUUGGUGAUUGCACGGCAUAUGCACUAUGCGAACAGCCACAAGGGGGGCUGAAGCCCAUUGAAACUUUUGCUAAUUGGAGUGUCGUUUAUACCUUGUGCUUGUUGAACGCUUGGGAAGGCAAGAAGGGUAUUUUAAUAAUUUGGGCGGACACAUGCCUGGUGUCAGUUAGGGAGAUGGUUCGUCAUGGAUUCCAAGGAGGAAUUCGGGGUGGGUCCUUUCAAUCGGAAGGCCCUUGGCCAACACCACACCGGUACUCUACGAUUGACCAUCAUUGUUUUGCAGGGUUCAAGGAAGAGUUCAUUCAAGAGAAGCAAGGAUUUUCUCCGAAUAUUCCAAGGGAGGAAAUUUGCACAAACAAAGUCCCCCUUGGCUGGCCACUUGGAGCGCGAGAACUAGCACUCUUGUCCUCUCCCAAGUUCUCAUUCUCUCGUCUCCAUCCAUCCUUGGUGAAAAGUUUUGGUGAGACUAUUAUACUUAUUGGUGAGCCAUAG
Prunus armeniaca (apricot) is the source of this 921-nucleotide messenger RNA. NCBI's taxonomy places the organism in Eukaryota, Viridiplantae, Streptophyta, Magnoliopsida, Rosales, Rosaceae. The record is from the annotation of a GenBank genome assembly.